Molecule: messenger RNA, 2259 nt
Organism: Protobothrops mucrosquamatus (brown spotted pit viper)
Lineage: Eukaryota; Metazoa; Chordata; Lepidosauria; Squamata; Viperidae
Gene: SLC16A1
Product: solute carrier family 16 member 1
Exons: 5
Coding region: 55-1533 (492 amino acids)
Biological process (GO): monocarboxylic acid transport; transmembrane transport
Cellular component (GO): membrane
Molecular function (GO): monocarboxylic acid transmembrane transporter activity
Source: RefSeq, a predicted model, not a curated record
CUGGCUCGCUGCUUGCAACAGAUUUUAAAUACCUGUUGAAUUACUUCAAUCAAGAUGCCGCCAGCAAUUGGAGGUCCAGUAGGAUACACGCCACCUGAAGGAGGAUGGGGUUGGGCUGUGGUUGUUGGUGCCUUUAUUUCUAUUGGGUUUUCGUAUGCAUUCCCCAAAUCCAUUACAGUAUUCUUUAAGGAGAUUGAAAUCAUCUUUGACGCAUCAAGCAGCAAAGUUUCUUGGAUCUCUUCUAUUAUGUUGGCAGUUAUGUAUGCAGGGGGCCCAAUCAGCAGCGUCCUGGUGAACAAAUAUGGCAGCCGUCCAGUCAUGAUGGCCGGGGGCUGCCUGUCAGGCUGUGGUCUGGUUGCUGCCUCUUUCUGUAAUACUGUGGAAGAGUUGUACUUCUGUGUUGGUGUUGUGGGCGGUCUGGGCCUUGCAUUUAAUUUAAACCCAGCUUUGACCAUGAUUGGCAAGUAUUUCUUUAAGAAGCGUCCUUUAGCUAAUGGAUUAGCCAUGGCUGGUAGCCCUGUAUUCCUGUGUACACUGGCUCCUAUGAACCAAUAUUUUUACAGUAUUUUUGGAUGGAGAGGGAGCUUUUUAAUUCUUGGAGGCCUUUUGUUGAACUGCUGUGUGGCUGGGUCAUUGAUGAGACCAAUAGGACCUAAGCCUGACCAACUGAAAAAAGAAAUUAAUAAGGAAGCAUUGCAGGAAGUUGGCAAAGUGACAAAAGAAGCAGCAGAUGUUAAUACAGAUCUAAUUGCUGGCAAAAAUAAAAAGCAAAAGUCUAGAGCCUUCCAAACAAUUAACAAGUUUUUGGAUUUUUCACUCUUCGCACAUCGUGGCUUCUUGAUUUACCUGUUCGGCAAUGUGUUUAUGUUUUUCGGACUAUUUACACCAUUAGUGUUUCUCAGCAACUAUGGGAAGAGCAAGAAUUUCUCUAACGAAUCUUCAGCUUUCCUAUUAUCUAUUUUGGCUUUUGUAGACAUGUUUGCCAGACCAUCCAUGGGUUUGUUAGCAAACACUAAGUGGAUUAGACCUAGAAUCCAAUAUUUUUUUGCUGUGGCUGUUGUCUACAAUGGAGUAUGCCAUCUUUUGGCUCCUUUAUCUACUACUUAUAUUGGCUUUUGUAUCUAUACUGGAUUUUUUGGAUUUGCUUUUGGCUGGCUGAGCUCUGUCUUGUUUGAAACACUGAUGGACUUAGUUGGGGCUCAGCGAUUCUCCAGUGCUGUUGGCUUGGUGACUAUCGUGGAAUGUGGCCCAGUCCUUUUGGGACCACCUGUUUUAGGUAAACUCAAUGAUGUAUAUGGUGACUACAAAUACACUUACUGGGCAUGUGGCGUCAUCCUUAUUUUCUCUGGGAUCUUCCUAUUUAUUGGGAUGGGCAUCAAUUACCGGCUAGUGGCAAAAGAGCAGGAGGCAAUGGAUAAGCAGACUGCUGAAGGAAAAGAAGAAGAAACCAAUAUUGAUGAAGCUGAAAAACAAAAGGAGUCCAACAAAGCGGUUAAUCUACCUCCAAAAACCACAGGAGACAGUCGUGUGUGAGAGACUCAUAAAUCCAGGUUUUGUAAUAAUUAAAAAAUACUGACAUGUUUGAAGGAACUGCUGGUCUUAAUAAACAGUGGUGAAAAUCAGGCUUUUUUUUAAAAUACAAAACCUGAUACUGCAGAUAGUAUUUUUAUCAACACCUGACGAGUAACAGGUCAGUGGGCAGUGCUAGCAUUUUAGUAGGGUUUUUGUGGGGGUGGAGUGGGAAUGUGUACUUUGCUUCUCUCUUUUAUCAGCAAUGUGAAUGUACUAAAAUGUGCCUUAGAGCUUCCAUGUCUAGGCUAUUUUAGCAAAGCCUUAACACUGUUCUGUAAAUUGUUCUUUCUUUCUUUCUUUCUUUCUUUCUUUCUUUCUUUCUUUCUUUCUUUCUUUCUUUCUUUCUUUCUUUCUUUCUUUCUUUCUUUCUUUCUUUCUUUCUUUUUGUCUACCUAGGCAAUAUUCAUAAAAGAUACCUGAGUUGCUUUAUUAGUAGGGAUCAAAGUUGGGUAUUAAGCAAAAAACAUUUCCUAUGGUCCUUACUGCCAGUGUCAUGGUAGGUGUACAAAUAUCCUGGACAAACAAACAACGAAAAGACUAGUGGAUCCUUUUAAAAAAAAAUAGUAUGACAAACCUAAUUUUUCUGGAUACCAGAUUCAAGCUAACUUGAUUGUGUUUCUGAUAACUUCUAAAAACUUACCCAACUUCUUGUUGGGCUUCUUUGAAUAAAAUAUGUGAACAUUUUCA